AUGAGGGGGCUAAAAGAGAGGCGAUAUGAUGCCUUCAACAGGCUAAGGAUCUUCCAAGUCAUAAGCGUCGCUUUUCUUGCUGGGCUUUUAUGGUGGCGCACUCCAACUUCCCACAUUGCAGACCGAGUCGCGAUGCUAUUCUUUUUCGCUGUCUUUUGGGGGUUCUACCCACUCUACAAUGUGGUUUUCACGUUCCCUCAGGAAAGAAGAAUGCUAAUCAAAGAAAGAUCAUCGGGAAUGUACCGCCUCUCGUCCUACUUUCUGGCGAAAACAGUGGGAGAUUUGCCACUGGAACUAGCAUUACCAACCGCAUUCACCUUCAUCCUUUACUGGAUGGGAGGGCUCAAACCCGAGCCUCUCACCUUCACCCUCUCCCUUCUCAUAGUCCUCUUCAGCGUCCUCGUUUCCCAAAGCCUGGGACUCGCGUUUGGCGCGAUACUCAUGGAUGUAAAACAAGCCACGACACUAGCAUCAGUCACAACGCUAGUCUUCUUAAUAGCGGGCGGAUACUAUGUUCAGCAAAUCCCCCCGUUCAUUCUUUGGCUCAAAUACUUGAGCUACAGCUUCUACUGCUUCAAGCUUCUUCUCGGGGUUCAGUACAACGAUAACGACUACUACGAGUGCUCAAAAGGACACUACUGCCGCGUUGCAGACUUCCCCGGUGUCAAAGCUGUGGGCUUUAACCAUAUGUGGGUGGACGUGUCCGUUAUGGCAAUGAUGCUCGUGGGCUACCGGUUUAUCGCCUACCUAGCACUCCACCGUGUUCGAUGA
This is a messenger RNA of Ipomoea nil (Japanese morning glory), 771 nucleotides long. RefSeq names its product ABC transporter G family member 14-like. The transcript is spliced from 2 exons. Gene Ontology annotation, molecular function: ABC-type transporter activity. The record is from RefSeq and is a predicted model, not a curated record. Bases 1 to 771 code for a protein of 256 amino acids. Gene Ontology annotation, cellular component: membrane. NCBI's taxonomy places the organism in Eukaryota, Viridiplantae, Streptophyta, Magnoliopsida, Solanales, Convolvulaceae.